This is a messenger RNA of Hypanus sabinus (Atlantic stingray), 1152 nucleotides long. It is a transcript of the gene endou, whose product is annotated as endonuclease, polyU-specific. Gene Ontology annotation, molecular function: RNA endonuclease activity; polysaccharide binding; scavenger receptor activity. NCBI's taxonomy places the organism in Eukaryota, Metazoa, Chordata, Chondrichthyes, Myliobatiformes, Dasyatidae. The record is from RefSeq and is a predicted model, not a curated record. The transcript has 9 exons. Gene Ontology annotation, biological process: immune response. Bases 1 to 1152 code for a protein of 383 amino acids.
AUGAUGCGUCUUGUGGUCCUAUCUCUGCUCCUGGCUUCAGCUACUGCAAGGAACAUCAAUGGUAGAAGUAAAGAUUCAUGUGCCGGCCGUUGUGGGGGGGAGUUGAACCACAAUUAUAACUGCCAAUGCAACCACGCCUGUGUGAGACAUGGAGAUUGCUGUCAAGACUACAACAUGUGCAACUCAAGGAUGUCCUGCAAGGGAAGAUGCAGUGAGGCUUACGACCACAGCAAUCCCUGUCACUGCAAUUCCAAGUGUGACCACUACAACAACUGCUGUCAGGAUUAUCAUUCUCAGUGCCAGGUUAGCAAUCCUGGGGGUGAUUUCACCAAUCAGGAAAUUCUACAAAUUUCUGAAGAGAUCUAUUCACUGGAUGUCAACAAGGCCACUGAGAAUGACAUUCGCCUGAACCUUCAGGGUCCUAUUUCGAACUCCCAGACUGGAGAUGAGAUCGAUCGUGCUCAGCUCAGGCUCUAUACAUAUGUGAAUGAAGAUGUCCUGUUCACAAAGCCAACAUUCGCUAAAUUCAUUGCACUCUUAGACAACUACAACCGAAUGACAGGCAUCCCUGAGGAGUUCACGCCAGAGCAGCUCAGAGAAGAAGAUGCGUUUCUUAACGAGAUUAUGAAGACCCCCAUCAUGAACAAGCUGUAUAGUGUCCUCCACUCAAAGAAUUUGUACAACUCCGUUACGGACUUUAAAGAAGACCUGAAGAAGAUGUGGUUUGGUCUUUACUCCAGAGCCAACACUGCCUUAGAUUCCAGUGGUUUUGAGCAUGUUUUUUCAGGUGAAGUGAAGAGAGGGAAAGUGUCCGGAUUCCACAACUGGGUGCGGUUUUACUUUGCAGAAAAAAACAAGGAGCUGAAUUACUAUAGUUACAACUAUGAUGGUCCGUGGACCAACUAUCCUGAGGUUCUAGCAAUGCAGUUCAAUUGGAAUGGAUAUUACAAAGAAGUGGGCUCAGAGAUCAUUGGUUCCAGUCCCGAGUUUGACUUCGCCAUUUAUACUCUCUGCUUCAUUGCAAAGCCUGACAAAUCAUGCACAGUGAGCCUUGGUGGGAAGACCAUAAAUAUUCAGACCUACACCUGGACUAAGUCCACAUAUGGAAAUGGGAAGAAGUAUGUAGCAUCAACCUUCCCACUGACACCUUGA